This is a messenger RNA of Postia placenta MAD-698-R-SB12, 1089 nucleotides long. RefSeq lists its product as hypothetical. The record is from RefSeq and is a predicted model, not a curated record. The transcript has 9 exons. The coding region runs from base 1 to 1089 and encodes 362 amino acids. Lineage: Eukaryota; Fungi; Basidiomycota; Agaricomycetes; Polyporales; Adustoporiaceae.
AUGUCGCUGGCAACCGUAGCUCAGCAUACGCCCCACCCAAUCACACUGACUCCUGAGGGCGCAGUCUCGAUAUCUUAUCCGACUCUGGUCAAAUCCCCUUAUUCUCUGACCUCCUCCAUCGAGAAGGCGUUUGGGUCGCACCCUGACAGCUUGGGAAUUCUCGUUGUCCGUGAUCUGCCCACUGCUUUCGUUCCCGCAAGAGAGAGGCUGUUGAAGCUCGCAUAUCGCUUCGCCAACCUGGCACCGGAGAUACGUGAGAGAUACGCAGACUCAAAGACCAAUUAUAGCUUUGGCUGGUCUCAUGGCAAGGAAAUUAUGAAUGGAAGGCCUGAUACGCUGAAAGGAUCUUAUUAUGCGAACCCAGUGGUAGACACUCCUGAUGUCUCAGCGGCUCAAAGGCAGGCGUACCCGGAGUACUACGGUACAAACAUCUGGCCAAGCAACGACAAUAAGUCAAUCCAAGGAUUUGAGCAGGCUUUCAAGGACCUUGGAAAACUGAUCUUCAAGAUUGGGUGUGACUUGGCCGUCGCUUGUCAGCCUUUCGCGUCUUCGCAUCUCGUCGAUUCCUCUGUAUCUCUCGUGGACCUCGUCGCCUCCUCACAAACUACUAAAGCGCGUCUCCUGCACUACUUCCCGCCAUCUCCGGAGAGCCCACUGCCCGCUGAAGACGAACCAAUCGAUAGCUGGUGCGGCUUCCACCUCGACCACUCCCUUCUCACUGGCCUCUGCUCGGCUAUGUUCCUACGCCCCAGUGCCAGCGGCGAGCCCACAAUAGUCCCAUCUCCCUCCCCUUCCUCCGGGCUGUAUAUCCGCACGCGCGGAGGCGCGCUUACCAAGGUCUCGAUCCCGCCCGACAGCCUUGCCUUCCAGACCGGCGAAGCGCUAGAGCUCGCGACCGCCGGUAGCCUACGUGCCACGCCGCACUGCGUGCGCAUCGGCGCUGGAGAGAACGUACAGGACGUCUCACGCGAGACAUUCGCGCUCUUCAUGCAGCCAAACACGAACCAGCAGAUCGCCGCAUCAGAGACGUUCGGGCAAUUCAGCAAGCGCGUGUUCGAACGCCACUACGAACAGGAGACGACGGCGUGA